This is a messenger RNA of Candida albicans SC5314, 744 nucleotides long. RefSeq lists its product as uncharacterized. Gene Ontology annotation, biological process: fungal-type cell wall organization. The transcript has a single exon. The record is from RefSeq and is a predicted model, not a curated record. Bases 1 to 744 code for a protein of 247 amino acids. Gene Ontology annotation, cellular component: fungal-type cell wall. Gene Ontology annotation, molecular function: structural constituent of cell wall. NCBI's taxonomy places the organism in Eukaryota, Fungi, Ascomycota, Pichiomycetes, Serinales, Debaryomycetaceae.
AUGAAAUUCUCUACUGUUGCUUUAUCUUUGCCAUUAAUUGCUAUGGUUCAAGCUGGUAUUUCCAGUCCCACCUAUUACAAGCCAGAACACAAUGAAGAACAUGGGGUUGAAACUGUUGAAUUUGAAUUUGCUUUAGGUGUUAGAGAAAAAUGUGAUGAUAGCAUCAUUUACUUGGUUUAUGAAGUUGAUGAUGGUCAAUUGGAACGUAAUGAUAAGAAACUCGAUUGCAACUGCAAAUCAGAAAGAGUUUCCCGCCCAGCACCAAGUCCAUCGGCAAUUGCUGUAGUUGGUGGUAAUGAAGAAUGUGAUGAAGAUUGUGAUGACGAACACAGAAAGAAGGGGUCCAAACAAUACAAGCGUGGUGAAGUCGAAAACCCACGUGAAACUAGGGAUUGCGACUUCUGUACUAUUGAGAAAUCUUUCUGUCAAGAUCAUUUCACUUUAUGUGAAGGUGUUUUGAAAGAUCAACAUUCUGCUAUUGGUUCAAUUGUUUCCAACCAUCAAUUCCAAUUUGAUAAACCAGCCCAAAAGGAUGCCUUACAUACUUGUGGCUGGUCAAUUGUUGAAAAAGAUUGUGUUAAAUUGUUAGCAGUUGAUGGUUGUACCGAUUUCUGGGAAUGUCCAGUUGAUGAUUGUGAUACUUACAAAUUAUAUAAUUCAGCAAUUGAUGCCAAAUGUAAGGAAAUUGAAAUCAUUGUUAUUUUAUUGGAAGAAGAAGAAGAAAGAAAACACAAAUCAUGGUAA